AUGGAGUCGCUCUCCCGGAUUUCCUCAAUUCUCGAGACCGCACGGGAUCUGACCCUCGAGGCAGCACAAGCAGCAUCAGCCUCCGGCCGGACUAUCCGCAGAGAUGGGGGACAGGGAAUGUCGACAGAGACGAGGAAGCUGCUGAAUAGCAGGAUGGACAAGGAAGUUCUGGAUGGGCUACGGAUGGUUAUAGGUGUAGGGCUUCUGAAUCUAUUUAGUAACCGAUGAGUAUUAUUUAUUUUGUUAACGGGGCUCCUUGACAGAUGAUGUCCAGAGGGAUGGACUGCUCCGAAUUUUUCGCGGACGUGGUCAAGAACGUUGCUUCUCCGACUCUGGAAAUCAAGAAGCUAGUAUACAUUUACCUACUCCGGUACGCCGAGUCCGAGCCGGAUUUAGCCCUGCUAUCGAUAAACACCAUCCAAAAAGCCCUCAAUGAUCAGAAUCAGCUGGUGAGAGCUAUGGCCAUACGCGUCAUAUCCGGGAUCCGCGUCCCCGUGAUUUCCCAGAUCGUAGCGUUAGGAAUAAAACGCUGCGUGGCGGAUAUGUCAGCCUACGUGCGCAAAUCCGCGGCGUUGGCGAUUCCGAAAUGCUACCGGUUGGAUCCUACCACUUUACCGCAAUUGGCGGAGUACCUGGGCACGCUGUUGGGGGACCGGAGUUUCUACGUUGUCGGUGCGGCGGUGAUGGCGUAUUUGGAAGUGUGUCCAUACAAGUGGGAAUUGGUGCACCCGCAUUACAGGUCUUUGGUGAAGAUGUUGAUUGAUAUGGAUGAGUGGGGUCAGUUAGCGUUGCUGCGGCUUUUAACCGAGUACUCGAGGAGGCAUUUCCCUGCGAGGAGGGCGAAGAAGAGGAAAGUCAAGGGUGGGAAUGCCGGGGGCGUUGGGGGUUUCUAUUCCGAUGAGGAGGUGGAGGGGGAUCCUGGAGGGGAGGAUAUUGAGGUGGUUCCAGUGAUGGAUCCGGAUUUGGAGUUGCUGUUGAAGUCUUGUGUGCCUCUAACGCAGAGCAGGAAUAGUGCGGUAUUGUCAUCUCAUAUCUUCUCUUUUAUACCUAAGCUAACGAGAUGCAGGUUAUCGUGGCCGUGGCUAGGGUAUAUCGACACCUAGCGCCACCAGAUUGCUUGUCCACUGUUGCUGGUCCCUUGGUCAGUCUUCUAAGGGCUGCAGUUGAUGUGCAGCACGUGGCUCUCGUAAACAUAGUUUCCAUCGCUCUGGAACAUCCCCGACCAUUCACCCAAUUCGCCACACAUUUCCUUGUACACGCCUCGGAUCUAGCUCAUAUCUGGCGCUUGAAGCUCGAAGUCCUUACACUCAUAUUUCCACAUACGGAUAUCCAUACGAAGAACCUAAUACUCUCUGAGCUGGAGUACUUUGCCAAAGGCUACGAUAAAGAGUUGGUAAAAGAAGCUGUCAGGGCAAUUGGUCGAUGUGCACAGAGUCAGACAAAGAAUGCGGCAAGAUGUCUGCGGUUGCUGCUUCGCCAAGUUGAGUCCUCUGAUGGAACUCUAGUGGCAGAAUCGUUAACCGUGAUACGACAUAUCAUUCAACAAGACCCCCAAAACCAUGCGAAAACCGUAGUUCGGCUGGCAAAGGCUCUAGAUACAGCAACUAAUCCGAGUGCCCGGUCGAGUAUAGUGUGGCUGGUAGGAGAGUUCGCCGGAAUUAACGGCGGGAAUAACGUCGCUGCCGACACACUCCGGAUCCUCGCGAAAGGCUUCCACUCAGAGUCUGAACAAGCAAAGUUACAGAUUGUACUCCUGGCUGCAAAGGUCUAUGCUCACCACCUAAACUCCACUCAGCCCGCUGCCCCCACGGGAGAAAGCCAGGACGAUGAGGACAAACAUCCCAUCUCACUCUUAUUCUCCUACGUCCUCCUCCUAGCUAGAUUCGACCUAUCCUACGACCUCCGCGACCGAGCAAGACUCUACAAAUCCAUACUCUCCGUCCCCUCAUCCACACAACUUGCAACUCUCCUCCUUCUAGCACCCAAACCAACACCCCAAGCACCAAGCCCUUCCUCGGGAAGAGAGUCAUUCACUCUGGGCUCUGCAGCAAUGGUCGUAGGUAAAGAUGAAGACGUCCGCGGCUACGAGGCGCUACCAGAAUGGACCACACUGAGUAGAGCACCGAGCCCUAGUCUGCGCGAACCUCCCCCCUCGUCAGCUCCGGGUAUAGAUACACAGGGAGGAGGAGGCGUCAUGUCUUUGUCUUCCGCUGCUGCUGCUAGGGGUGCUGGAGUUCGGAGUGCUAGUCCACGGAUUGGAGGUCCACAUAUAGGAAGUCCUCGGGUUGGGAGUCCAGCGCUGCAGCCGACUGUGAAAGCGAAUUGGGCACCGGAGAGCUUGGAAGACUUUUUGGCGAGCGAGGAGGAGGAGGAGGAAAGCGAUGAUGAUGAUGAUGAUGAUGAUGAUGAUGAUGAUGAUGAUGAGGAAGAGGAGGGGGGAAGUGAAGAGGAGGAGAGUGAGGAGGAAGGGGAAAGCGAAGAGGAGGAAGGGGAGGGGGAGAGCGCGGGGCUUCUUGGGGCUAGAUGA
This is a messenger RNA of Tuber aestivum (summer truffle), 2527 nucleotides long. NCBI's taxonomy places the organism in Eukaryota, Fungi, Ascomycota, Pezizomycetes, Pezizales, Tuberaceae. The record is from the annotation of a GenBank genome assembly.